Dicentrarchus labrax (European seabass) is the source of this 3448-nucleotide messenger RNA. It is a transcript of the gene abcb6a, whose product is annotated as ATP-binding cassette, sub-family B (MDR/TAP), member 6a. The transcript has 19 exons. The record is from RefSeq and is a predicted model, not a curated record. Lineage: Eukaryota; Metazoa; Chordata; Actinopteri; Moronidae. Gene Ontology annotation, biological process: heme transport; transmembrane transport. Gene Ontology annotation, molecular function: heme binding; ATP binding; ATP hydrolysis activity. Bases 1 to 2559 code for a protein of 852 amino acids. Gene Ontology annotation, cellular component: membrane.
AUGGUGUUCAUGCAGAGCUACUGCGAAGCCAACUCCUCCAUCUCCCACACCUGGGUGGAUGAAGGCAUCUCCCCCUGCUUCUACUUCACACUGGUCCCCACCAUCCUGCUCACCAUCGCCUUCUUCCUGGGCACCAUCCACUGCAUAUUCUACAAGAAAUAUGGCACAGUGAUGGAGCCCAAGUUCAUCCCACGCUCCCGCCUCUACGGCUUCCAGCAGGCCGUCUCCAUCCUUCUCCUGGUCCAGUUUCUGAGUGGGAUGGUGUGGCGGGCUGCCAGCGGAGGAGAGCUCCCAGGCUAUGUGGUGCUGUACGGCUGCUUCUCUGCGCUGGCCUGGGCCUGGGCUAUAGCGCUGCUCAGGGUGGAGAGACGUAGAGUCCUGUUGAUGGACCGGACCAGGGGCCACAGCACGGCCCUGCUGCUGUUCUGGGCUCUGGCUUUCUCAGCUGAGAACUUGGCCUUCAUCUCCUGGUACAGUCCUCACUGGUGGUGGGCCCUGGAGAACAAUCAACAACAGGUGCACUUUGCUCUUUGGCUGAUGCGCUACAUUGGAACCGGGCUGCUCUUCUUCAUCGGACUCAAAGCUCCAGGGUUGCCACGGAGACCAUACAUGCUACUGAUUAACGAAGAUGAGCGGGACGUGGAGAACAGCGGACAGAGUCUUUUGGGCAGAACAGAAGAGAACGAAUCUACCUGGAAGGGUUUCUGGAAGAAAGUCCGCCUCCUUGCUCCCUACAUGUGGCCCCGGGGGAACGUCGUCCUCCAGCUGCUGGUCCUCUUGUGUUUGGGGCUGCUUGGAAUCGAGAGAGUUAUUAAUGUCUUUGUACCCAUUUUCUACAGGAAUAUUGUGAAUGAACUGACUGAUGGAAGCAGCUGGCACACUCUGGCUACUACAGUGUGUGUUUAUGUCCUGCUCAAGUUCCUGCAGGGCGGCGGGGCAGGUGCCUCGGGGUUUGUCAGUAACAUGCGCUCUUUCUUGUGGAUCCGGGUGCAGCAGUUCACCAACUGCAUGAUUCAAGUGCGCCUGUUUGCCCACUUGCACUCCCUCUGUCUGCGCUGGCACCUAGGCCGCAAAACCGGCGAAGUGUUGAGAAGCGUCGACCGCGGCACCUCUUCCAUUAACAACCUGCUCAGCUACAUAGUGUUCAGCAUCGUGCCAACCAUCACUGAUAUUGUCAUUUCUAUCAUCUACUUCAUCACUUACUUCAACGCCUGGUUCGGCCUUAUUGUCUUUGUCUGCAUGGCGCUGUACCUCACUCUGACCAUCAUCAUCACCGAAUGGAGGACCAAGUUCAGGCGGAACAUGAACCAGAUGGACAACAACGCCAAGUCCAAGGCUGUGGACUCCUUGUUAAACUUUGAGACGGUAAAAUACUACAAUGCAGAGAGCUACGAGGUCAGCCGAUUCGAGGACGCCAUCUUAAAAUAUCAGGGGGCAGAGUGGAAGGCUCAGGCGUCGCUGGCCUUCCUCAACCAAACACAGAACAUCAUCAUCGGAUCAGGCCUGCUGGCCGGCUCCCUGCUCUGUGCCUACUUCGUGACUGAAGGAAAGUUUCAGGUUGGAGAUUUCGUCCUCUUCGGUACCUACAUCAUCCAGCUGUACACCCCUCUCAACUGGUUCGGAACCUACUACAGAAUGAUCCAGACUUCUUUUAUUGACAUGGAAAGCAUGAUCAAACUUUUUGAAGAAGAGGAAGAGGUGAAAGAUGAAGUAAAUGCAGGGAAUUUCCUCUACAAACUGGGAAAAGUGGAGUUUGAGAACGUUUACUUCAGCUAUUCAAGCGGGAAGGAGAUUCUCAAGGACGUUUCCUUCACAGUACUGCCAGGAGAGACAGUUGCCCUGGUGGGACCAUCAGGCUCUGGGAAGAGCACCAUCAUUCGACUCAUCUUCCGUUUCUAUGACGUUCAGGGAGGCUCCAUCAGCAUCGACGGCCAGGAUAUUUCAAAAGUGAAGCAGACAUCUCUGCGAGCGCAUAUCGGUGUGGUUCCCCAGGAUACGGUGCUUUUCAACGACACCAUCCAGAAUAACAUUCGCUACGGCCGUGUCUCUGCCAGUGACCAGGAGGUGGAGGAGGCUGCUAUAGCUGCUGAUAUACACGAUAAAAUAAUGACCUUCCCUGAAGCUUAUGACACGCAGGUUGGUGAAAGAGGUCUGAAGCUGAGUGGAGGAGAGAAGCAAAGAGUUGCUAUUGCCAGAACUAUCCUCAAAGCUCCACAGAUCAUCCUGCUGGAUGAGGCCACAUCUGCACUCGACACACAGACAGAACGCAACAUCCAGGCCUCGUUGGCUAAAGUCUGUACCAAUCGUACAACAGUUGUUGUAGCUCACAGGUUAUCCACCAUUAUCGGAGCAGACCAGAUUCUGGUGAUCAGCGAUGGCCGGAUUGCUGAGCGAGGACGACACGAGGAAUUGCUACUCAAGGGAGGCCUGUAUGCAGACAUGUGGAUGAACCAGCAGCAGAGCCAGGACUCAGAUUCCUCGUCAGAGUCAGAAACCAAAGACCGCAAGUCUGAGAAGCUGCAGCCGCCAUCAACCUCCUCAGGGCACCACGGCCACUGAAUGUACUUAUUUUUGUUUGUUUGUUUUUAUAAAAGCGAACUCUACAUUUUGAUUCCGCCCUUAAUUGUAAAAUGUUGAUGGAUGAUUUUAACAUGAAGGAACAAUCAGCAAGAUGUUAUUUAUUUUUUAUAAUUUUCUUUUGCCUGUGUAAGUUUAAGUAAUCUAUGACAUCACGUAUAUAAAGAUACAAAAGGGACACACACAAAGAAGCGCAGCCUCAGCACUACAUUUUGAUGAAUUUAGGGGCUAAUGAUUCUGCUGCCCACUGAACAAUAUCAUCAAAGACAAUAGGUUGGUGUUAGAAGCUGUCAUUUUGUUUUAUUUAGCUUAGUUUUAAAGUUUUUGAUAGUCGAUUUCGGAGCUCUGUUGUUAUUUAAAGUGGUACUUUUUUUAAAUAUAAAUCUGUAAGCCUCUUUGCACUUAGGUAAACCAGGUUGUGCUGCUUGUCUGAUCAUUGUGUUCUCUUCAUUGUUGGUGUCUUCUUCAGUGGUUUACUUAAUACACAGAAAGUGAAGAUCAAACUUGUCAAUCGUGUGAAUUUUCUAAAACAGUUUUUUGACUGGCUGAUUCUUUACAUAUAAAGUUGUACAAUCCACGUCUGCCUAUUUCAUUAAAAACAAUAGACAUUUCUGAUGGCAGAUAUUUUUGCUAGUUUCACGGACAUAAUAGAGUCAAGUUAUUUAUUUGAUCUGUUGCUACUCAAAAGCUCAUGCAGUUACAAUACCCACAGUAUUCUCACUUAAUGUAAUAUACGAGUAUAUACAGUCACAUACACUAUACUAUGAAUAGGGAUUUGCCAUAUCUACCUCAUAAAAGGUAUUGUUCGUGAUUAUUACAUUUUGUAAAUAUUCUGUUUCUUGGAAAAAUAAAAGUUUUCUUUUUGCAUGUG